GGAUGGAUGGGCGACAGGAUUUGUUCGGAUUUAGGUCCUAACAAGAAUCCAUUAUAAACAAGUUUGGAAGCCCAAGAGCCUGCUUGCCCUUAUAUUAUCUGCGCUUUAGCCGUCAUACCUGCGUUUUUCCUUGACCGAUUUUGCUUGACUGCCCCAUACAGUCAGUCAGUCACCAUGACAGCGAUACGGACCACAGACGAGAAGAGCGAUAUCGACCAGCCCGACGCGCUCGCUCUUGAGACUAAGAGUGAAGGUUCCUCGGAGGCACUCGGCUGGACCGCAGAAGAAGAAACUGCCGUUCGCAGAAAAUUAGAUUGGCAAUUGGUGCCGACCGUCACUAUCCUAUAUCUCCUCUGCUUCCUCGAUCGGAUAAAUAUAGGAAAUGCGCGUAUUCAAGGAAUGCAAGAAGAUCUGAACCUUGUCGGAUACCGAUUCAACAUCGCGACAAGCAUUUUCUAUAUCGUCUAUUUGACGGUGGAGGUGCCGUCUAACAUCAUACUCAAGCGUGUCGGUCCCCGAUUCUAUCUUCCCGGACUAGUUGUUGGGUUCGGCGCCGUAUCUGUAGGGACGGCCUUCGUAAAGAGUUACGAGCAGCUAUGCGCCGUUCGUGCGUUGUUGGGGAUCUUCGAGGGCGGGACCAUGCCUGGUUUGGCAUUCUUCCUCAGUUCCUUCUAUAAGAGAGAAGAACUCUAUUUUAGAGUUGGCAUUUACGUCUCGGCCGCUUCGCUUGCUGGCGCAUUCGGUGGAUUGUUGGCCGCAGGAUUCUCGCAGAUCCCGGAUUGGGGUAUCGCAAGCUCGAGGUUGCACACCUGGCGCAACAUCUUCUUCUUCGAGGGCAUCAUCACCAUAGUCUUUGCCGCAUUGGCCCCCAUCAUCUUGCCGCAGAGUCCCGAGACGUCGAAGUUCCUCACGGACCGCGAGAAGUGGAUCGCCGCCGAAAGACUUCGCCUCGAGCACAAGGCCAAUCCGAACGAAAAGGUGCAGUCGCGCCACGUCAAGCGCGCGCUGCUAAAUAUCAACAAUUACAUCUGCGCGGCCGGUUUCUUCACUAUCAACAUCACCGUCCAGGGCCUCUCCGUCUUCAUGCCUACGCUUCUCCGAGAGUUGGGAUGGCAGUCGCUGACGGCGCAGUACUACACCGUUCCCGUGUACGUUGCCGCCUCGCUCAUUGCGAUCGCCAUCGGCUUCGUCAGCGACAAGACGAGGAUGCGCGGCAUCUACCUAGCCCUGUUCACGUUCCUCGGGAUCACGGGCUUCGCGAUGCUCCGGUGGGGCUCGGGCAACCACGUCAAGUACGGCGCCGUGUACCUCUGCGCCAUCGGCGCGUUCCCCGGCGGACCCGGGUUCCUGUCCUGGGGCCUCAACAACGCGGCGGGUCCUGCGGUGCGCGCCGUCUCCAGCAGCUGGAUCGUGACGCUGGGGACGAUGGGCGGCAUCCUGGCCGUCUGGGCGUACCUGCCGAACGACGGGCCGUCGUUCCCCAUCGGCCACACGAUCAACCUCGCGGCGCAGAUCUUCGUGCUGUUCCUCUCGCUCGGCGGCAUCGCCUACUGCCUGUGGGAGAACCGCGUGCGGGCCCGCGGGGGCCGGAACGCUAGGCUCGAGGGCUUAACGGAGGAGGAGAAGGCCGAUCUGGGGUACAGACAUCCUGAUUUCAGAUAUAUCGCGUGAUUUACAUACGUACCUGUACCUAGGUAGGUAGCUUACCUUAGGUACGAUUCUUGGAGCGCUUUUUUGAAUAUACGUAUGGCGCGCAUUUGGGAAAUUACAGUACCUGCCUAGGUAUCUACCUAGGUAGGUAGGUACCUACUUAACUAAGGAAGGGAGGGUACUUAGAGAACCCCGUGACGAUGGGGACUGACUUCGACGGGAAACG
Daldinia caldariorum is the source of this 1876-nucleotide messenger RNA. Its product is annotated as MFS general substrate transporter. Lineage: Eukaryota; Fungi; Ascomycota; Sordariomycetes; Xylariales; Hypoxylaceae. Gene Ontology annotation, cellular component: membrane. The record is from RefSeq and is a predicted model, not a curated record. Bases 175 to 1671 code for a protein of 498 amino acids. The transcript has 2 exons. Gene Ontology annotation, molecular function: transmembrane transporter activity. Gene Ontology annotation, biological process: transmembrane transport.